Messenger RNA from Arachis ipaensis, 606 nucleotides. RefSeq names its product tropinone reductase-like 3. Lineage: Eukaryota; Viridiplantae; Streptophyta; Magnoliopsida; Fabales; Fabaceae. The record is from RefSeq and is a predicted model, not a curated record.
AUGUGCAAGAGGCUAGCUUCAACCAUAAAGCUCGCAGCUGUCGCUGCCUCCAUCGCCGCCGCCAUCACCACCACCAUGUCUUGCUCCAUAUCGCCUCUGUCGUCUGGAACCGGCUUCGCCAUAGCUAAAAGGCUGGGCUUGGAAGGUGCUUCCGUCGUCAUCUCUUCUUGCAAGCAGCAAAAUGUUGAAGAGGCUGCAGAGAAACUUAGGGCUAAAGGAAUUAAAAUUUUGGCCCUUGUUUGCCAUGUCUCCAACGAUCAACAGAGAAAGGAUUUGAUUCAAAAAACCGCACAGUGUGGAAAUAUAGAUGUGAUUGUGUCAAACGCAACUGCAAAUCCUUCUGUUGACCCUAUUUUGCAAACCAAAGACUCUAUUCUUGACAAGCUUCACUUGCCCUGCAAAGUAUUCGUUGAACAUCUAACAAAACUGCAUAUAUCUUCUUGUUUUAAGUCUGAUAAUUAUUCGUAAUAUACUGCAUAGGCCUUGGCUGCUGAGAUGGCCCCAAACACUCGUGUAAACUGUAUUGCUCCCGGUUUUGUGCCAACUAAUUUUGCCUCGUUUAUUACCAAUUAUCAAACAUUAUCUGAAUACUAUUUUCAUGAUUGA